Messenger RNA from Girardinichthys multiradiatus, 5376 nucleotides. RefSeq names its product fasciculation and elongation protein zeta 2b (gene fez2b). Gene Ontology annotation, cellular component: axon; cytoplasm. The record is from RefSeq and is a predicted model, not a curated record. The transcript has 11 exons. Bases 84 to 1286 code for a protein of 400 amino acids. Lineage: Eukaryota; Metazoa; Chordata; Actinopteri; Cyprinodontiformes; Goodeidae.
CAUUCGCCUUCACAGUCGAGUCUGAAAACCAACACAGCAGAGCACCGCGGAGGACAUCGCCGAGACAGGUUCCCGGGGCAGCCAUGGCGGCGCCGUUAGCCCACUUCGAUGAGGACUGGCAAGACUUUAACGAAUUCAAGCCGUCCUCGGAGUCGGCCGAACAGCUGGACCAGCUGAACUCAAACGUGGGCGACCCGUCGGGCCUAGACGACUUCUCCGAUCUGGACAACAGUUUCUCCGGGGAGAUCUGCAGCUUCAAGUCGAUGGAGGACCUGGUCCACGACUUCGACGAAAAGCUAACAGUGUGUUUCCGAAACUACAACACUACGACGGAAAACAUUGCUCCUAUUAAACCCAUCACAGAGGAGAAUUACCUGAAAGACGACGAGGUGUGGAACGCUUUGACCAGUAACUACGGCAAUGUGAUGCCCGUGGACUGGAAGACGUCCUACACUCGCUCCCUUCACCUGCCUGCCCUCAAGCUCACAGAGCAAGGGGGACAGAAGUUGGAUAACCGGUCUUUGGAUCUGUCCGAGGAUGACGACGAUGAGGAGCUGCGGGAACAGCUGGAUAUGCACUCAAUCAUAGUCUCCAGCAUUAAUGAAGAGCCUCUCUUCACUGCUGAACAGGUGAUAGAGGAGAUAGAAGAGAUGAUGCAGGAGUCUCCCGACCCAGACGACGACGACAAGAGUCCCUCCCAGUCCGACUUGUCGAUGCUCUCCCAGGACCUCGGUGCUUUGAAACGAUCCGGCUCCAACACGAGCUUUGAGGAACGGCUUCGCCAGCUGUCUGUGUCAGAGCUCACCCGGACUCUGGAGGAAGUGGAGGGGGCCAUCCGUCGCUAUAGCGAAGAGCUGAUCCAGGCUCUGGCGCUGCGAGACGAACAAGACUUUGAGAAGGAGGUGAAGAACAGCUUCAUCUCGCUGCUGAUCGACGUACAGAACAGACAGAAGGAGCACCGCGAGCUGCUGCGCAAGAAGAAGAAAAUCAGGAGUGUGAAUGUGACGGGGCCCAACGGCCAGCGGACAAACACAACGCACAUACCAGGCACGCUCCUCACUCUGGAGGGACUUUCCAAUGUCAUUCAAAAUGGUCUCCGUCAAACUUUUGGCCACACAGGAGGGGACAAACAGUAUCUGACCACGGUGAUCCCGUAUGAGAAGAAAGCUGGCUCUCCAUCUGUAGAAGAUCUCCAGAUCCUCACAAAGAUCCUUCAUGCCAUGAGGGAUGACAGCGAGAAGGUGCCGGCCCUCCUAACAGAUUACAUACUCAAAGCUCUCGUAUGAAAGCAGAGGAGCCUGAGUUCUUUGUCCCACAUAAAGUCAGAGGCAAGACUUUUGUUUCUUCGGAGUCAACCAGCAGAGGAGGGUUUUGCCCGUUUGGAAAAAUGCAGGAACUGAUUGAAACCCAAACCGUUUCUUCCUUCUUUCUCAGUUUUCCUUGUGGUACUUUCUACUCUACCUCUCUUCUGUUCUUUACUUCUGAUAUGACUCUAGUCUUUGUAGUUUUUCUUUUUAAGUUCUAACAUUUUAGCAUUUUUUCAUCAUCUUGUGCUCCAUUCUUGUAUAUUCUGGCUAUACACAGGUGCAUCUCAAUAAAUUAAUUUGUCAUCAAAAAGUUUAUUUUAGUAAGUCAAUGUAAAAGAGAAUAUUUUAUUUGAUUUUAUAUGUAUUUAUUACACUCAGUUUUAUAUUUCAAAUGUUUGUUUCUGUUAGUUUUGAUGAUUAUGGUUCUUAAAACGAAUGAAAAUUGACCCUCCAUAGGAUGGGUAUGCCACAAAAGAUUAAUGCUGAAGAAGCUCACUGUUCAGAGUUCUUUAUCUAAGCAUAUGAAUGGUAAGUUGAGUGGAAGGAAAAACUGUUAGCAAAAGGUGCAUAAGCAACAGGGGUGACUGCAGCUUUAAUUGAAUUGUAAAGUAGACCCAAAAGAAGCUUCAAUCGAGUAUUGAGUGCAUUAACUGUAGGCUAUUAUCUUCAAAAUUAGCAUAAAUAACACUUGAAGCAUAUCAGCUCUGUGUAAUAAAUCUAUUUAAGCUGCUGAAAUAAAACAGACCUUUCGAUGACACUUGAAUAUAUCGAGAUACGCCUGUGAUAAAUCAUGUGUGGAUGCCAGUAAUCAGUGUUAGCCUGUUAGCACUUCUUGAUUUGCCAGGUGCUCUUAAAAAAACAAAUGGUCCUUCAAGGGCCCUCAGUGAGGGAAAUGCAGUCCAACCAGCCUGCUUUGCUUAUCAAAUCCACUUGUCUGCUGCUGCAUGACAGGAAAAAGAAAUCCUGGUAGAAUCUGUGAAAAAGUGCCGGGCAUCAAGCAUCCAUCAUCCUCAUUUAUUGCAUGAUUUUACGUUUGGCUGUCUCAAGAUCAAAGAGAGCGGUCUUUUAAUUUGAACCCUUUUAUAACGGUUGCAUGUUAGUUUCAGGGAUACGCCGUGUGAAGCUGAAUGUUUAAAUUGAAAAGUUUUCUAUUUGACUGAGAGAAAUUGCACAGUUUGAGGAUUUUUACAGUUUGAAAACGGACAAAAGUGAUCAAAGGCAUAAAAACAUAUUUUUGGAUAAGAGAUUUUUAGCAAGACAAGGUACUUUAAUGAUUUCAUAAAUGUUGUGACGUCAACCCCAACAAAUUCACCACCUCCACAUAGGAUUAUUUCACAAGUCUGCAGAUUCCUCUUGUCAUUGGUGGAAAAUAAUGUAUUGGUAGCUAAGAUAAUGUGUUUAAAGUUUACUUCUGCGUUAAUUGUUGUUCUAUCGUAUAGGGUAUCUGUAUUUUAGUUCUUUAGCUUUAAGAUUAUGGGGACAGUGAGGUUGCACUUUAUCAGUGACCUGACGGUGUAGAAGCAAACCCCUGCAGAAUGUAGCGCAGAGUGGAUCUCAUCAGCACGCAAUGUAAAGUUUAGUUAACAUGAAUUCAUUUUCAAUGACCUUUCCUCUGGUUUUCCAAGAGAAACGCCACUGCCUGAAACAUAACACUGUAUUAAAGUCAACAUAUUAACCGUAGCAGAAAUUAACGGCACAGUUUGAGAAGCUACUGUGAAAUAUUCAAAGUUAACAGAGUUAACAUUUAGGAUUUAGUGAGGAAAUUGAAAAUUCUCCAUUGAAAGCCUGUAGUAUUUUUUUAUUUUUUUAGGUUUAGUUAAAUUUAGAAGAAUCUUAUGAUAGAUGUUUAUCAGUCAGAAUUUUUGCCAGUCAAGUCAAUUGCAUUUUCUUCCCUUUUUUUUUUUCUUUUUAUAUUUUGACCUAGAAAAAUCUGACUUAGAUUGAUCCCCUUUUUUAAAUUAUGCAACGUCUACAUAUAAAAUCUACAUUUUAUCUUUAAAAUGUGUUUAAUUUUACACUUUUCAUAUCCAUCCAUAAUUUGCAAACUGCCUGAAAUGUUGACAGUCAAAGGGAAGUGGGGUCAGUCCAAGGCUGUUUGGGUCCCAUGGAAAUCAUCCCAUGUUCUAAUAUUUAUGCUUUAUGCAUCUAAUUUUAUAAUUAUUGAGGAGGCUUGUCCUUAUUUUGGCAGUUUUGGUGAAUGUGGAGUGGAAAAAGUGGAAAAACCGCUAAGACCUGUUCAACAAAGAAACAUUUUACAGUCUGGCUUAAAUUAUUUUUAGAUAAUAUUGUAACUUCAAUUAUGACAAAUUUUCAGCUUUAAAGUAUCCCAUUUACAGCUGAUUUAUAACUUGUUCAGACACAUUUACAUCUGUAACUCUGACUUUGUUCAUGAAUUCGUGUGCUCUUGGAGCCUUUUGCUUUUAGGGCCUUAAGCAGCUGCCUGGCCUGCUUAUGUCUUAGGCCGGCUGUGAAGUGAAUGCAGUGUAAUCGAAACCAGUAGUUAUGCAGAGAAUCAUGGGAAUGCAAUCAUACAUGAUCAGUAGACACAAGUUGUUAAAAAGUUCAGAUCAAGUGUAGCUUAGAUCUCAGGAAUAGCCAUCACUGUUGGUACUUAAAGUUCUUGUUCUGGUUGGUAAAACAACUCAGUUUACAUCAGUAGUCUUUUCAGAGUUCCUAUAAGGACAAGAUUCAUGUCACCUGCAUGAUGAUGAAACAUGAUCAAAGAUACGCUCUACAGGAAAGGUCGCAGGAGAAGCUUCUAGUGCAUUGGCUCAGGUGGAGGUAUGUGUUGGGGUUGCAGUUGUCUCUGCUUUAGUUACCAAAGUGGAUUACACUACAUGAUACUGCCCAUACUUUCCUGGAACGUAGUGUGUACUUUAUGGAACUUUCUCAGAAAAUGCUAGGUACUUUCCAGAAACAUUUCUGGAACUUGCCAGAUGCUUUAACGAAACUUUCUAGUUACCUCCCUGGAACUUACUAGGUACUUUCCUGGAACCUAAUGGAUACUUUCUGGAAUGUACAAGAUACUUUCCUGAAACUUCCCUUAACUUGCUGGUAACUUUAACUUAACCUGCUGGUUAAUUUCCCUAAACCUCCUGGUUAAUUUCCAGAACUUAGUGAGCACUUUGUUGCAAAAUAACUAGUGAGCUCCAUGAAGGUUUAAGGAAAGUAGCCUGUAAGUCCUGGGAAAGUACCCAGUAAAUUAUCAGUCACCUCAUACUACAACCCGAUGCUUUGAAGUACCCAGUCAGGUCUGGGAAAGUAACCAGUAAGUUUAAUAAAGGCUCCAGGGAAACUGGGCUUGUACUAUGAAGUGCUACCAGAAUGGGAGACUGAGAAGGAAAUUGCUUCAACAGAUGGAGUGGGUGUUGGGGAAGGUUGCACAUCAAUUUGUUAAAAAGGAAAUAGUCAUUUUUAUUGUUUCAAAAUAAAAGCUUAUAGUGCUAUGUUUAAAUAUUUGUAUGUGACAUGUUUCUACAGACGCCAGCUAUUUACAACCCAGCAUGUGCUGCAUGCACUUUACUGCUACUAUUGCAGCAAACAUUUCCACUGAUUAGUGAUUUGUUUACAGACAUAAUUAAAUAUCACACUAAAGGGAAAAGUACAUGUUGCAGCAAUAUCAAGAAAACUGGGAAGCAAAUAAGCAUUUAUUGUUUUUUAAAGGAUAAAGGAUUUUUUAAAUCGUAAAUCAAAUGCAUAAAUGAAAAUUGUAAAUCUAUCAGCAAUAGUUUAAAAAUGAAAUGGCUUUUAGCGCUAAAGUCACUGAAGGAUCUCAGGCCGGGUUAGAUAUUUAUAUUUGUACACGUCGAACAAGAACAAAAAAACAAGAGGCUGCCUUUGUAAAUGCCUGAAAAAAUAUUUUGUACAUUUAUUAAACUUGUGCUGUUCCUAAGCGAUUUAUGUCCCUGUCUAGGGGGUUUUAUGUUUACUAUCUCAUGUGGUACUGCAGUAUAUUAAUUUAUUACGUGAAUGUUUUGUAACCAUGAUAUUGACUGUAAUGGUGCAAUUGUUUUGUGCCGACAUUAUUGCAUUGCAACAUAUUUCAAGUAAAAAGAAAUUAUGUAUUUAA